This is a messenger RNA of Acanthosepion pharaonis, 1293 nucleotides long. The record is from the annotation of a GenBank genome assembly. Lineage: Eukaryota; Metazoa; Mollusca; Cephalopoda; Sepiida; Sepiidae.
AUGCCUCAUUUUUUUAAUACUACUAUAGAUAUCUACUUACCUUCCGCUAGUCUCCAAAAAGUUGACAACAGACCACCAGAAGAAAUUAUCAAUGAAAAACUGUUGCACAUACUGGAAUCUGCUUAUCCUAAUAUUUUGGCUGUUGAAGACUUGAUUCGAAUCACAGCGGCUGAUGAAGUCAUGGUUCGUGAGCAGCUGAAGGAGCUUCAUGCUCGUAAUCUGGUGACUGAGAUGGAACAAGGGGGCUUUAUGCGGCAUGUGUUGGAUGAGAAAUCAGAGGUUCAACUUGUGAAACAAAUGCCAACAAUUGCAACCAAUCAACAGCCAACAAUUGCUAUCAUCACUGCCAUGUAUUACGAGAAGUUGGCCGUGGAUGCUAUGAUGGAGAACAAAACCACAUACAUGAAGUACAAAACUGAAGGAGAAUCUAAUGUCUACACUAUUGGUUUCAUUGGUGAACACAAAGUUGUGUCUACCAAAUUACCAGCCAUUGGACAUGCAAUGUUUGCUCAGAUAUCAUCAGGAAAUACUACAACAAGAUUGUUAGGAACAUUCCAGAACAUUGAGUAUGUCUUUAUUGUGGGUGUGGCUGGGGGUGUUCCCUACUACACUGACUACUACAAACAUGUUCGACUUGGGGAUAUUGUCAUCUCCAAAGGUGGGCGAAACAACAACAUCUAUUAUUAUUGUCAGAAGAUCUUGAAGAACAAAGAAGGUGAUCUUCAAUAUGUGCACAAAACCUUUGCCUCUAGGGACACCACCUUACAGCAGGUGGCCCAGCAGAUUGCUGAGACAGCUGAGCUAAAUCCAGACAGUGCCCCUUGGGAGCAGUACAUUGAAGAGGGUCAGGCACUUCUGCAAGGUCAAGAAGCAGAUUUUGUGCGUCCAUUGCCCAGUACUGACCGAUUGUACAUGAAUAUUGGCGAUGACAACAUCAUUGAAGUGGAACAUCCCCAGCCCCCACAGUCUGAUGGUGAUAUGAAGGUCCAUGUAGAGAAGCCCCGAAUUCAUUUUGGAGUCCUUGGCUCAGGUCGACCUGUUGUGAAGACCGAUGCAACUCGACUUGAUUUUGCUAGCAAAUACAACAUCAAAGCAUUUGAUACCGAAUUUGAUCAAGUUCUUGAGUCAAUCGAAGGCAAUAGGAAGGAUUGUUUCAUGUUCAUUCGAGGAAUUUCUGAUUAUACUGAUGGCUCAAAGAACAAGGAAUGGCAACCAUAUGCUGCCCUGGCAGCUGCCGCCUACAUGAAAACUAUUAUAAAGGCCUUAUCGAAUCCCUUAGUAGAUGAUAUGUAA